Molecule: messenger RNA, 759 nt
Organism: Drosophila serrata
Lineage: Eukaryota; Metazoa; Arthropoda; Insecta; Diptera; Drosophilidae
Biological process (GO): cristae formation
Cellular component (GO): MICOS complex; mitochondrial crista junction
Source: RefSeq, a predicted model, not a curated record
GCAUGGUAGUCGGCCUAAUAGUACGGGCGGGCGUUGUUUAUGCCAUAAUCCUGGUCACCAAGAAGUACGGCGUCUGGGACUCUCCUGAUGUUGCUCAGGAGGUGUAUGCCGAUGCUGCCGAGCACAUCGAACCAUAUGCGGAUAAGGCUCGCCGCCAAUUAAACAUCUGCCCGCCCAGACCACCGCCGCAGGGCGAGUGGUCGUUCUUUGGCAUCCACUACUACAACAAAUUGGUGAAAGCAUUCUUCGACGUUCUAAGCCUUCUACCCUACGGAAUGGCACUGGUCCUGGAGAACGCACCAGGCUAUUUCACCGCUAUGUAUGAAUACAUUCGCAAGUUGCUCCCGGAUGGCGAAAAGAAAAAGAAGGAAAUAACAAUAUCCAAGGGGCAGCUGGAUGAAACGCCAUUGGUCAGGCCACAUUGUCAGGACAAAAACUGUCCUAAGAAGCCACCUCUAAUUCCGCCUCCCUGCCCCAAGUGUAAAAGCGACAACUUCAUCUACGAACCCCGUAUACCAAAGAAUCCGAGAUGCGAGUGCUCCAAGUGCAAGGAACGCCCGCGGGAAAAAUGGUCAGAAAAUGAAUGCACCAGAAAUCUAAUUCCAAAGAAGAGCAAAUGUGCCUGUGGCGAACCUGUGUACCAAGAGCCCAAUAAAUCUAGCAAGAAGAACUAGGAGUACAGCGCAUCAAUACCCUAACGAAAUUUCUGUGUAAAGCGUUAUCUCGGCGAAUAAAACUUACCUUUGAUGAGACCCACAA